AAUUAUAGUAAUAAUAAUAAAAAAAAACCAGACGUGAAAAAAUAGAAACCCCUCUAUCUCCUUCAAGUCUGGAACAAAUGAGCCCUCUAAGCACCUGUAUCUAGGGAAAAAACAACCAGCCCCUGCCAAACUCAGGGGAAAGUCCCCACACCCACAUGCCAUCACCACCUCAGUUCAUUUAAGUCCAGGAGCUUUUUCCUUCCUUUUCCCUGUGGGUUAUGUGCCUCAGCUCAGGAGUUAUGCUCCUCCACUGUUUUCCUCUACUGGAGUUUUCUUGCAGAGCAAGACCAGCUGGCUUUUAUUUUUGAGUCUUAAAAAAGGUACUCAUGAACUCUAAGGGAAGCCCUCUGGUCAGGGCUGUAAGUAAGGGAAAAGCCUAGGGAAAUACGAAUAGAUAGUGCUUUAUUCUCAUGAUGGUGAUCAUCUAGCUUGGCUCCCUCAUUCCUGCAGAGAGUCUCAUAUCCUAGGGCUGAGCAAGAGGAUGCCAUCGACCGUUUUUCACGCCAAGAGUCUGCAGGUGGUGAAGAGGCCACUACCAGAGUUCUUCCCAUGUCAGGGCCUUGAUGUGAAAAACAUGUAUCUAAUUUUCAGCCAGAUUUUUGGUUUUAAUUUUGAACCUCUGGUCCUCCUUAUGUUCCUCUACUGGAGUAGAGAAUCUACCUCUAUUUCACAUCUUCUUCUCAUGGGAAGAAAAUAUCAAAGAUGCAUUGUAAGAGCAUAAAAAUGGUCGUACCAAUGGUCUCUCUAUGGUGCUCUGCUAUGGCCAAUACAAGAUCCCUAAGGAAAGGCAUUGAGAAUCAAGGCAUCAUGUAGAAGCUUCCUGCAAGCAAGAGUCAAGGACAUCCUGAGCUGGCAGUCAUACCAGGUCAUCACAUUCAAAAGCCAGUGAGGAACUGAUCCUCCACAAAUUACCUAAUCUGUAUUUGAAGUCAUUUAUACUCCUGCUCUCCAUAACAUCCUAACAUCCUCUAACAAUAAUUACACUAUCUUUGUGACAUGCAAAAUGAAUUUCCUCUUGUUUGCAGUAAAAUUGCUGCCUGAGCUCACCACUGUUUCCUUCAGAUUAGGUAAAAGAGAUCAAGCAUCUCAAGUUUAUUCAUUUCAAAGCAAGAUCUUCAGGCUCCCAAGUCAGAGUUGGUUUGGUUUUAUUUUUGUACCACUCUGCUAAAUCCUUUUCCCACAUCCAUUUUCAAAAUAUGGACACGUUCCAGUAACUUGUGCUGUAAACAGAGGUAACACAAUCUGUUCACUCCAUGAGAUCCCAUCUAAUACAGCAUGUAUCAUCUAUCUCCCUCCCUGGAGCCUUGUCUUCCCAGGAUACUGUAUUAUGUUGCGGAAGUGUGAUUCCACAUACUUUGUUCCUCCAUGUAGAACCUUAUGUUUUAAUUCUAAGUGUGAUUUUACCAGGGGUUUUAGGAGGUAGUUACUUCCCAUUAACUUGGCCAAAUAUAUGCACCAUGCCAGGAGAGACAGUCAUACCUGCAGAGCUGUGUAGCCCUUCUAACCAUAUUUUGUCAUUGUAAGACAUCCAUGAACAUCAGAAAGCAUUUAGAUGUUGAGCAGCCUAUCACUGGAAGCUCACACAGUCUGAAUUUCUAGGACACUUUCAUCUCAUCAGCAAAGCCUCUGAAGUAUUUACGCAGGACACAAAAGCAUUAGCUGCUUUAUCUUCUCCUCUCACACACGCUGUGCAGCUAAAGAGAGUCCUUUGGUCUUUUGUGGCUUUCUGAGAAAAACCUGGCAGAGAAGCCUGUAAGAGUGGAGAGAGCACUGCGCAGCAUGGAAUGUUCACCUCCUGUAGAAUGGGACCUGACACCUGCAAACAGAAACUUCUUAGCACCAGGGAAAAUUAUCAAUGGCACCAAACAAACAAAAAAAAUCAAGCUUAAACCCAUGUUUUCUGCAUGUGGCCUCAAUUGCACCACAGUGACCAGCUCCUGGCAGAACUUCCUAAUAUUUAGUUGGCUCCCCAUCUUGGGAAACCAGACCUCUCCCAGCCCUCCUUGUGACACAGGAGGUCCCACCCCUUCUUGGGAAUUUUGAAGUCCAUUUAUAGUUCUAUCUCUUUGGUCCCAGCCUCCUUUGAGGGUGAGGAAGAUUUAGAUCUUACACCAAGAAAGCAUGCUUUACGUGCCAGCAUAGUGAGAAUGGGGGUAGCUCCAGAGCCAGAGGGGUCUCUUUGCAGUGCUAAAGGCAAGAACACAGCAAGCAGUGAUUAUCCAUAAUUGAAAGUGUUCAGGAUUUUCCUGAGCCUGGCCCUGAGCAACCCAGUCUAGUUUGAGAGUCACUCUGCUGGGAGCAGAGGGGCGAAGUAGAGACCCCGGAGGUCCUUUCCCACCUGAAUCUUCCUGUGAUACUGUGACUAACAAACAAGUGGGUUUAUUUGAUUUUGUGGUGUUUUUCUUAGUGAGGCAGUAGAAGAUAUCUUACAAAAAGAUGUAGGCUGCUACCUGCCAUGAGGUGCCAAGUGGAGAGGAAAUUGAAAAAACAGCUCAGUUGCCACUACAUUCUGAAUUGCAGUCUGGCACACAAUUGUGUUAAUCCAGCACAAAUGCGUAGUGUUGCAGAGAGGGGCAAUCCCAUCUUCCCUUUCAUCUCUCCUGCUGCCUCUCUUUUGUCAACACUGAUGAGCAGCAGAGAAUUGAUCCAGCUGAAAACUAAACUGUAAAGGAAUAAAUCCAUUUUGAUUUACAAUGAGUCCUUUCAGUUUAAAAAUGCACCAUCUCCCUCCCUAGCAAUUUUUUGUUCAAAGCAAAGUGGUUGGGGAUCACCAAAUCAGAGACUUUAUUCUCUUCAGGACUAUUCUGGAGCACUGCUGUGCCCCUCCUUGCUGUGCCAUCAUCCACAGCAACUUUCCCAGUGAUUGUAUUCUUCUGCAAAUGAUUUUUCAUAGCAUCACUGCUCCUUUAGUUACCCUCCACUUUUUCAUAUCUAGCUUUCCCACUAAGAAAGAAACAACAUAUUCUCUAUUUAGCCUGCAGCUUCCAGAGCUCCAGUGUACCAUGAGAUAUGGGCUCCUGUUCUCCUGCCAUGAUGCACCAUGAAAACACAGCACGUGGAUCAGACCCACUUUUCACAGUUCCUGGGGACACAGGCAAAUAGGCCUAGAGCCAGAUCCCUCUGUGCUCUGAUCAAUGCUCAUCCUCCAGCAUCUGAAACACGACAAGGUGCCUCUUCUCUGUUGGAGAACCCCAGGUUACUGCCCAGAGUAGAAUACAGAGAGGAUUUGAGCCCCAUGAGCAGAAGGCACAUCCUUCUGUGGCAGUUUUUCUCUGAAGGGAUACAGUACUGCCAGUUGAGAGCAACAGCAGCAAUAAGGAUAUGAGCCUGGAAUAUGUGGAUUGGCCUUUCUCUCUUUUAUGGCACUUUCAGAGAUUUUGUUUGCUUAAUAUUUCUGCUAAUGCUCUCCUGCUUUCUGGGCUAUCCCUGGUGUCCAGCACUUGUAUGUCAUCCAGCUCUGCUGUGGACACUGGAGCUUCCAGUCCACUAGGUCCCAAGGACCCUGCAGAUGGUCAGACUCUUUCUCUCCAGGUACCCUGGGAGAAACACAUUUUGGGAGUCCCACUCUCAGACCAAGGUUCAGCUCCCAUCAAAGUACUCCUCAGCUCAUACCUGAGUUAAGGCAAUGUUUCAGGACCACUCAGCUGCUGCCCCAGCCUCUCAGCAACAUGUUGGGUCGGUGCCUGACUCCUUCACCUCAGUGUCAAGGUCACUGUAACUGAGAGCAAAGCUGGCACGUGUCUCCCAUCCCUCUUUGCUCUUGAGAAAACCCAGUGCAGCUCUGGGAUGUUUGGGAGGCUAUUGCAUGGUUUUUUAUUGGAUUAGAAGCAUGAACACUACAAUGAGAAGGGAGUCAAAAUAUAACCUAGUUUGCUGCAUGGAUUUUUGUAUUUUAUCCACCCCACCCUCUGUGUUGCAAAACAUGGAGGUUGUGGCAUCAAAAAUAUCACUUAACUAGAUAUUGGCCAAGGUACUGAUAGCCAUAACCAUCUCCACAGGUAGCUGUGAUGACCAAUAAUGAUUCUGUAAUUGUCCCAUCUCUCCUUGAGGAAGAAUCUGGAGGUCUUUUGAAAGAGAAUAGUUACACAGUCCUCCACAGCGAAUGCUGGCCAGACGCCAAAUAUGCCCAUGAAUGCAGCAUAUUUUCUUCAGUAAUGAAAUCAUUGGGGGGUUUGUUAUGUUUUGGGGUUUUUUUUAGCAGAAAUCCAGCCCACAACUUUAGUGAGAUCCCCCCAAUGUUGUUUCUGACUUUCUAAUUCAGGUUUCUCUGGGAUAUGCAGCUGAGUAUUGUCAUACAAAGGGUACUCACCUUCUAGCACUGUAAAGAAAGAGGCUGCAGAUUUGUCCAAAGACCCCAUAAAGCUAUGUUUUCUUAAAGGUGCUCUCACGGGAUUCUGGGAAGCAGGGCACUGCUGGACUCUCCUCAGUGCCAUAUCAGAGACCUGUGGUGACUCAGGCAUUGCCCCCCUAAAAAGGACCCUUUCAAAAAAGCCUCCCAAUCAGGCAGCCAGUCACUCUGCCUCCUCCUAGCACUUCUGCAGUGGCUCAUUUUGGUUGUGCCCAGAUCUACUGGGAGAUGGAAACUUUCUCUUUUCCGGUGCUCUUCUCCUCGCUGCUUUUUGGGACCUGUCACCUCAGAUGAAUGUGUCCCUUCUCCAAGACCACCCUCUGAUGUGUGGUGUACCCAGCCCCUGGGGAGAUAACAUGCUGCUUCCAGGCAUCACGAAGCAUGUUUGGUACCCACCCUGGACUUAAUUUCAUAUACAGAAUGCACCUCUGGUUGGCGCCUUGGUAGAAACUAUCAUGGCCCUUUGUGUGGGCAAAGUGGCUUGCAUUCCUCUACCUCAAGGGUGCCUAUUUUGAUGCAUUACCCCAUUGUGCAUCUCACAGAAAGCCUGCCAAGCUGUGGACACCAGCUCUUUCUGCCUCAGGGUUCUGCUGCUUGACCUCUCUGCAGCAACAAAGUGUUGACUUGGGAACCACUGCAUCUGUCCCAAGUGCCCAGAGAAGGGCAGCUCCACUACUUCCUCUCUGCAGCUGAGCUUAGAUUUCUUUUAGUUCCCUAAGCUUCCCAGUCAGUGCCAGAAAUCUCGCAGUUAAUCCCAGUCUGAUCCCUGAAAACCCUGUUGCCUGUGCAGGCGCCUGUUGGGUACCAACCUGCCCAGCAGCUCUUGCUCACACCACAUCCUUGCCAGACCUUCCCUUCUGUUUCCCCAGGUGUGGCUGCUUUUUGUUUACAGUUCCUUGCCAUGAAGUUAUUAGUUAUCUCCCAUUAGUAAGGAACUUGGUUUUGCCUGCUAUGUUUGCUUUAGCACUGGACAAACAGCAAUCAGGAUGUUUUACAUGAGGUCCUUCUGGCAAGCACUCUAUCUCAGGAACACCCAGGCAAGCUGAUAACCCAGUCUUCAAGUCAUGGCAUGGUUUCCUAGAUCAGCUGAAGUCUGAAAAUAAAUUCUAGAGCACCUGAGAAAGUCAGCAUAAAGUGGAAGAUUGUGACUACUUUCAGAUUUGAUGGUGCAAGGACCAAAACAUGAAAGUGGAAUCACUCAGAAAAACACGGUAUUACAGAAAUCUGGAAACGCAGUGGAAAAUUCCUUCAGCAAGACUAACUCAAUGAUACUGCAGAACAGUGUUUUCUAUUGCUAUUUUUCUUGGUGAGUGUAGUUUGCAUCCAUAAGACAUGCCAAGAGAGACAAGAAGAGCAAUGUAUUAAGGCUGUGCACAAGCUGACUGCUGUGGUGAAGUCUGGAACCUGGCUGAAGCUACUAAUGCCGAACAAAGGAGCAUUUAGUGAGCUGGGCUUCUAUGUCCCUGCCCUUGACUACUUCUGUUGCAGCCUGCCCCUCAUUCCCCAUGGCUCUGCCAGGGUCCCACACAUCCCUGUCAGCCUCUCUGCCCAGGGGACCCACGCAGGCAGUUCAGAGAAGAUGUCCCUGUGCUGAUCUCUCUCUGGUCACUGUUAUCUCUGCAGCGGGGUCUCAUUCUGGGAGAUGACGAAAAUGCCAUUCGAGGGAGUCAGCAUUAAAAAUGGGUCGUUAGAGAGAAACGUCACAGUGUCUUUGCUAAAGAUAGCCUGGUGCUGAGUAAAACAGUGCCUCUAAAACCUUCCUUUUACAACAUGCUCACUCAGCAUAAUAACCCCUCGGCCCCAAACACCGCUCCCCAGUGCCAGGCAGCUCCUGUCAUUUUCCUGGGCUCUCCAUCAGUCUCUUGUGACCACCUCUUGGGAAGCUGUAGCAGGAUGGGACUACGUCCUCUGCUUUGCUGAGUCUUACAAGAGAUAAGCAUUUCCUAGAGCAUGGAUUCCUUUAAAAGUGGUUUUGAGGGCUAGAGUGGAAUAGUGCCAGGGUGCCAAGGCUACAAGCGCAGCGAGAGUUGAGAUGGAGGGAGAGAGCAAUGAGCUCGGUGUGUCCCUCAAGUGAGGCCGGGGGGGGAGCAGAUGAUGCUGGACUGCAGCAAUGUUUGUGUCUCCCCACCACGGUUCCAACUCCCUUCUCUCUCUCUCACCUUCACCCACACGCUCACACCAUUCUUGCACUGCUGAUUCAAGGGAAAGAAGAGGUUGAUGCUUUCUGCUUGAACUGGUCACCACAAACUGUUUUUCUUGAACAGUAGGAAAAAAACACCUCCUGACAACUGUCACAAGUUCUCCCCUAUCUUUGCUCCUCUCUUUCUCUCUCAUGCGAUCCCAUGGACUGUGUUACACAAGAGGGCAUGUGGGACCACUACAAAGCAGUCCCUCGGGGACAUGGAAGCACAUGAGGUUGCACCUGUACACCAAUCCCACUCCUCAGGAGGCUGGAGAGCCAUGUGUGAUGAAAGAGAUGAGAGCUGUCACUGCAACAGGGGUCUGCUGAAGUGAGGCAUAGCACUGGCCCUCUUUUAUCCUUCACCUUCACCACUCAGUUGAGGAAAACCAGAGAACAAGCAAGGAUCCUUCCACAGUUAAAAAGUGGCCACUAUGAGUCACCUCCCUUCCCCCAGCCUGAGGAAAAGCCCCAACACUUGGGGGAUGAGCCACCGAGGGGCUUGGGUGUCUGACACAUGUCACGAAGGGCUGAUUAAGUCCGAAAGAGUCAGAGCAGUGGGCUGCUGGAAAGUGUGAACCACAACAGUGGGGGUUCUCUGAGACAAAAUGGGCCCCAGGAUGAGGUACAUGGAUGGAAAUGUAUUGCCUUAUGUAAAGGUCAGCAGCUUAAUGGGAGCUAGGUUGAGCCCCCUCUGUGCAUGAGCUUGAGUGGGUUUUCCCAGAACUGCUGGAGGAGGAGGGUCCCUUCCUCACACUCCUCGUCGUGCCACAGUAUUCAGCCCCUCUUUUCAGUUCUGAUUCCUUCUUCUGGAUGCUCCUCUCUAUCUUCUUGGACCACCUGGGCUUUAUCCCAUAUUGGCCCUGGACUCUAGAUUGAUGAGUCACAUGUGCCCUAGUUGGAGCUCACCACAGACCAUUUCCUCAUGCUGCCUUUGAACUGACCAAUGAGAAAAAGCCAAGAAACUAGCUCAUUUGGAGGAUUAAAGAAGGAAAGAAAAAGAAAAUGAAGGAAAAAAAAAAACCAAGAAGAAAGAACAGCAGAAAUAAAGACCAACAUGUUCUUGAAAGCCCUGAAACAGUUAGAGAGAAGCUGUAAGAGACGGAAAGAUCAAACCAAAAAAGCUUUGGAUCUUGUCAAGCACGGACCCAAGUAGGAGGCAGCCCCUCACCUUUCCUGGAUGCCACCAUGAGGCCGGUGUCCCUGGUGCUGUUCCUCACCUUUGCCCUGCUGGCUUUCAGUGCUGGUCAUAUCCAAGCAGGAUUAGCGGAGGGGGAAAGCAGGGACCAGAAAAUGUGGGUCAGAGAGGGGAGUUCAGCUGUGCUGCCCUGCCACUUGAGCCCCAGAAAAAUGAGAAAGACCUUGAAGCAGCUGCCUGACAAGACAUCUGUGCAGUGGAAGAGGCAUGGGGGAAGUGUCCACCAGGAGUCACAUGUGGUACUGGAGGUGGGGUACUCAGGCCUCCAGAAGACGGCACUGCUCAUGAAGCCCCGGGUGUCACUCCAGGACUCUGCCUUACACAAUGGCGAUUUCUCCCUGCGGAUUGACCCCGUCAGGAGCGAGGACGCUGGGCUGUAUGAGGCACGGGUGGAAUACAACUCGGAGGUCCAUAGCUGCCACGUGGAGCUGGGGGUAAUUACAGUAACCCUCAGUCCACCCAAUCCUGUGGAAGAAAAUGAGCCGAUCUUGAUGAGCUGCAACUCCAGCUACCGGGCCAGCCUUGUGGAGACAUGCUGGUUCCAUAACGGGCACCUGGGCCCCACCUCCAGGACCUUCUGCUCCUUGACUGGGGCUCUCUCCAUCCUGCGGCCAGCCAUGAGUGAUGCGGGCUCCUGGCACUGCCAGCUUCGAUACUCUGAUAACGAAAUAAUUUCUGCCACGUACAACCUGCAAAUUCUAGGUUUUGAUGGCCCAAGCAACCCUGUGGUCUAUGCUGCAGCUGGCUCUGCAGCCCAUCUACCAUGCAGCCUGAGCUACCUUCCCAGUUCCUUUCAGAUGAACAUGGUGACAGCCCACUGGAGCCACCUUGCAGGAGGACACUUGCAAGACUGGGACAUCUUCCCGAAUCUGAGUAACAGAAGCUUCCCCCUGCAUCUCCCUGUGGUGGGGCCAGGUGAUGCAGGGCAGUACCGCUGUGCUGUCUCUGUGGGCCACAAAACAAUCAGCAGGGAGGUGACCUUGGCAGUGGUUACAGUGACUCCAAGCAUCCAAGGACCAGUUUCUGAGGGGAGCCGUUUGCUGCUCAUCUGCAGCCUCACACACUCCCGGGGACAUGAACGUUUCCAGUGGAAGCACCUUGGCUCAGUCCCCACUAACAGCAAGCUGGCUGUGGCCACCCCCCAAAACCUGGAGGGCAGCAGUGCCCAGAUGGGACCUACCUUGGAAAUACCCAAAGUGUCACAAAAGGAUAGAGGCACAUGGGAAUGCAGUGUAUAUGGCCCAGAAGGCCAACUGGGAGGAGUGGAGUACGAGCUGCAGAUCACAAGUGCCCAGGUCUCCAUCCCCCCUGCUGUCUUCAGUGGGCAGGUUACUUUUGGGCUCACACUCACCCUCCUCCUUCUGCUUGCUGUCUGUGUUAUGGCUCUGGCCCUACAGAAAAGGGCACAGACUUCUGCCUUCUCAGCACUGGAAGGGAUGAUUGCAGUCCCUGGGCCACGGAAGUCAAUGAAGGAAAACCAGAAAGGGAAGAUCCAACAAACUGAGUGCUGACAGGAGCAGGGACACCAGGGCUAGUCUGCAUGGGAGGAUGAAACUCUGUGUGCCGUGCUGCAGAGAGAUGGGCGCCAUGCAGACCUGUCAGGGGGGUCUAAGGAUGGCAUGAACAAUGCAGAAGGCAUUGGGAGCUCUGUACCCGCAGAGGGGAUGGGAGCUGCCUACCAGGGAAAGGCAAGCCUCACUGCAGCAGUAAGGUGGCCAGCAGCACAGAUGCUUUGGAGCUAUUGGGAGUAUUUGAGCCAGUAGCUAUUGCUUGCUUUAGUGCCACAUCUCUGCCUACUCUUUGCCCCUCCUUCAUGGCUCCUCUCACAACCUUUCUCUGGUGGAACACCAGGAUGCAGGAGAUGGCUGGAAUCUGUCUUUCCUGCAGCCUGACGGUGUUUUCUGCCCCCCUUACUUGCUUUCUUCUCCCUCUGCCCGCACUGCCCUGAUCACUGCCCUGUUGCACAUUUUGAGAAUUUAACUUAUUAGAAACUCAUUUUAGAACUGAAAAUAAAUCUA
Messenger RNA from Neopelma chrysocephalum (saffron-crested tyrant-manakin), 9743 nucleotides. RefSeq names its product lymphocyte activating 3 (gene LAG3). The transcript is spliced from 9 exons. Gene Ontology annotation, molecular function: protein tyrosine kinase binding; MHC class II protein binding. The record is from RefSeq and is a predicted model, not a curated record. The coding region runs from base 7716 to 9236 and encodes 506 amino acids. NCBI's taxonomy places the organism in Eukaryota, Metazoa, Chordata, Aves, Passeriformes, Pipridae. Gene Ontology annotation, cellular component: membrane raft; external side of plasma membrane. Gene Ontology annotation, biological process: T cell activation; positive regulation of ERK1 and ERK2 cascade; interleukin-15-mediated signaling pathway.